Ilex paraguariensis (yerba mate) is the source of this 1373-nucleotide messenger RNA. The record is from the annotation of a GenBank genome assembly. Lineage: Eukaryota; Viridiplantae; Streptophyta; Magnoliopsida; Aquifoliales; Aquifoliaceae.
AUGGCCAUCGCCUACGCUUUUUUCACUCCCUCCUUGUCUCGCCGUCGACCUAGGGCUUCCGAUUUCGGUUCCUAUCGUCAAUUCUCUGUCUUGGAACCUUCAAGUUUUCUCCCAAUUCGGCAUGGAUUGUUACAACCUGUAAAUAUCUUUUCCAGCNUGCCGAGCUUUGUACAUGCUUCAAUCGAUGGCGUGGAUUCAGUGGGUUCAACCUCAUUGAAGUCUGAGCAGGGUGCUGAUUAUGUACCGGUGCCAAUAGUUCUGAUUGAUCAAGAUUCAGAUUCUGAUGCAACUAUUGUUGAAAUUAGUUUUGGAGAUCGCCUUGGUGCUCUCAUUGACACGAUGACAGCAUUAAAAGAUUUAGGAUUGGAUGUGGUAAAGGGAACCGUUACUAAAGAAGGUUCAGUCACACAAACAAAAUUUUUUAUCACACAAUCGGCAACUGGGCGCAAGGUUAAAGACCCUGAUUUGUUGGAGAGAAUUCGAUUAACCAUUAUCAACAACCUUUUGAAGUAUCAUCCAGAGUCUAGUGAGCGGCUAGCAAUGGGUGAGGCUUUUGGGAUAAAAGCACCGGCCAAGAAGCUUGAUGUUGAUAUUGCAACUCAUAUACAUGUCAAGGAUGAUGGACCUAAGAGAAGCUUGCUCUAUAUAGAGACAGCAGAUCGACCUGGGUUGCUAUUAGAAAUCAUCCAAAUUGUGGCUGAUAUUAACGUUAAUGUGGAAUCAGCAGAGAUUGACACAGAGGUGCUGGUAAAUUGCCUGCGUUACUACCUUCGGAGGCCAGAAACGGAUGAAGAUAGCUACUAGGGAAGGCUUCUCAUAUAUGUACACUAACUGUACACCAAAUAAUUCCGUGGGAUCGAGUCACUUGUUUAGUUCUGUUAUGCCAAGAUAUUGAUCUCAGGUCCCUUUCUUAAUUUAGAUAUUUCUGGUACAAACACUGAAUGCUCUCUCUUUCUACAAUUUCUUGUGCCAAGUUUUCCUCAUGCUGGAUAAUUGUGGUCGGAGCUAGUGCACUGAGUAAGUUUUUUGUUUCAUAAAAGCCUUUUUUGGGUCCAUGGCAUGCUCUUUCUUUCAUUUUUGGGGGGAGGGGGAGAGAGAAUGGCCCGGUGGUAAGGUCUCACUCUUGCUCGCAGGUGGUUACGGGUUCUAAUCUCAUCCUCUCCUGUUCCACGAUAAAGCCAAGCUCUUUGGACACUACGGUUUUUAAUACUUCUUUCAUGUAAGUUUACGGUUGUCUCUAGUCUCGGGUUGUGAGAGAUUAUUUUAUUUAUUGACUAGGUGUAUGGACGGAGCAAACUUUUUGAGUAUUGCUUUGUGUGUCCUUUUUUUUGGCGUGUUUUGAACUUCAUUGUAUAUCUUAUUUUCGGUUUAAU